This is a messenger RNA of Impatiens glandulifera, 3539 nucleotides long. Its product is annotated as probable UDP-N-acetylglucosamine--peptide N-acetylglucosaminyltransferase SPINDLY. The coding region runs from base 453 to 3164 and encodes 903 amino acids. Gene Ontology annotation, molecular function: protein binding. NCBI's taxonomy places the organism in Eukaryota, Viridiplantae, Streptophyta, Magnoliopsida, Ericales, Balsaminaceae. The transcript is spliced from 18 exons. The record is from RefSeq and is a predicted model, not a curated record.
UUUUUGACCAGAGAAAAAGGCACGAGAUUUCCCCACCGCACCCUGGUCUUGAAGUGUGCCGCCGCGCGCCUAACAACGGGAGCCAAAACCCGGCCGUGGCAUCAAAGUUGCGAUUUUGGGGUGGCUUUUACUGUCCAAGCUCCAUCUCUUUUACCAGUUGCCUUUCAUAGCUUAACUAACGAAUCUCAAGCGAGCUCCGGCGCCAAAGGGGCAGACGGAAAGACAAAAAGGCGCGACCCACUGCCUGCCAGACUCUUCUUUUCUCUUCCAAUCACAUAAAGACGCAGUACCCAUUUCCUCCUUUUCUUUUCUUCUCUUUUUUUGCUCACUGCUUCUUUCCUUUUCCCUUUUUUCUACCUUCCUUUGCUGUUAAAACACAACCUUUCUCCACCAUCGUCUGGUUCUGGGUUUUGGGUGGAACUUGAAUGAACUUGAGUUUGUAGUUCACAAACAUGAAAUUGGAAGAACAGGAUACUGGUAAUGGGAAAAAGAGUGAUACAUUUGAAGAAAAUGGCUUCAUGAAUACAAUGCAGCCUUCUCUAAUCAGCAUAACCAGUGGACAAAAGAAUCUUGAAGGGAACGGUAAUCUGUCCUAUGCAAAUAUUCUUCGCUCCAGGAAUAAAUUUGUGGAGGCUCUUGCUAUUUAUGAUAAAAUACUGGAGGAGGAUAGUGAAAACGUUGAAGCUCACAUUGGCAAAGGAAUUUGUCUUCAAAUGCAAAACAUGGGAAGACUUUCUUUUGAGAGCUUUACACAAGCAACUAAACUUGAUCCACAAAAUGCUUGUGCUCUCACAUAUUGUGGCAUUUUGUUCAAAGAUGAGGGACGACUUAUGGAAGCUGCAGAGUCAUAUCAGAAGGCUCUAAAAGCAGACCCAACAUAUAAACUAGCUGCAGAAUGCCUUGCAGUUGUUUUGACUGACAUCGGGACCAGCCUAAAACUUGCUGGAAGCACUCAAGAGGGAAUACUAAAAUACUAUGAAGCUAUCAAAAUAGACGUUCAUUAUGCUCCUGCAUAUUAUAAUCUUGGUGUUGUUUACUCUGAAAUGAUGCAAUUUGACAUGGCUCUUAGUUGCUAUGAGAAGGCUGCAUUGGAGAGACCCAUGUAUGCUGAAGCUUUUUGUAAUAUGGGUGUCAUAUAUAAGAAUCGUGGAGACUUGGAAUCAGCUAUAGCCUGCUAUGAGAGGUGUUUGGCUGUAUCUCCAAACUUUGAGAUCGCAAAGAAUAAUAUGGCGAUCGCAUUGACAGAUGUAGGCACAAAGGUUAAGUUGGAGGGGGACAUCAAUCAAGGGGUGGUAUACUACAAAAAGGCUCUUUAUUACAAUUGGCAUUAUGCAGAUGCUAUGUAUAAUUUGGGUGUUGCAUAUGGAGAGCUGUUAAAUUUUGACAUGGCAAUUGUUUUUUAUGAACUAGCAUUCCAUUUCAAUCCUCUUUGUGCGGAAGCAUGCAACAAUUUAGGAGUGAUAUACAAGGACCGUGAUAAUCUUGACAAAGCUGUGGAAUGUUACCAGCUCGCAUUGUCUAUCAAACCAAAUUUCUCGCAGUCCUUGAAUAAUCUUGGUGUUGUCUUCACAGUUCAGGGUAAAAUGGAUGAUGCUGCAAACAUGAUUCAGAAGGCAAUAAUUGCCAAUCCUACAUAUGGUGAAGCAUACAAUAACCUAGGGGUUCUUUACAGAGAUGCUGGCAACAUAAGUCUGUCUGUUGAAGCCUAUGAGCAGUGCCUUAAAAUAGACCCUGACUCGCGAAAUGCUGGCCAGAAUCGGUUACUUGCAAUGAACUACAUAAACGAGGGAACUGAUGAUAUGCUAUUUAAGGCUCACAGUGAUUGGGGAAAACGUUUUAUGAGGCUAUACCAGCAAUAUACCACAUGGGAUAACUCAAAAGAGUCAGAGAGACCUCUCGUUAUUGGAUAUGUGUCGCCUGAUUAUUUUACGCAUUCUGUCUCCUAUUUUAUUGAAGCACCCCUAGCUCACCAUGACUAUGUGAAUUACAAGGUGAUCGUUUAUUCUGCUGUUGUGAAGGGUGAUGCAAAAACAAACAGAUUUCGAGACAAGGUCCUAAAAAAAGGUGGAAUUUGGAGAGAGAUCUAUGGAAUUGAUGAGAAGAAGCUAGCUAGCAUGGUUCGAGAAGAUAAGAUUGAUAUCUUGGUUGAACUUACUGGUCAUACAGCAAAUAACAAGUUGGGAAUGAUGGCUUGCCGUCCUGCACCUGUUCAGGUUACUUGGAUUGGCUAUCCGAAUACUACUGGUUUGCCUACAAUUGAUUAUAGAAUUACUGAUUCCUUUGUUGACCCGCUUCAUACAAGACAGAAGAAUAUUGAGGAAUUAAUUCGGUUACCUGAAUGCUUUCUUUGUUAUACACCAUCCCCUGAAGCCGGGCCUGUAUGUGCAACACCAGCUUUAUCCAAUGGUUUUGUAACUUUUGGUAGCUUUAACAACCUGGCAAAGAUGACACCCAAAGUGCUGGAAGUUUGGGCAAAGAUUCUCUGUGCGAUUCCAAAUUCUCGACUUAUUGUCAAGUGCAAGCCUUUCUGCUGUGACAGUGUAAGACAGAGAUUUUUAUCAACACUGCAGCAGUUGGGUCUUGAAUCUUCACGUGUUGAUCUUCUGCCUUUAAUUCUUCUCAAUCAUGAUCAUAUGCAAGCAUAUGCUCUUAUGGAUAUCAGCUUGGAUACAUUUCCAUAUGCUGGAACAACUACUACCUGUGAAUCUUUAUACAUGGGAGUUCCAUGUGUAACAAUGAAAGGCUCAGUCCAUGCUCAUAAUGUUGGUGUCUCUCUUCUGAAUACAGUUGGUUUAGGCCAUUUAGUUGCCAAGACUGAAGACGAAUACAUCCAAUUGUCAGUUAAAUUGGCCUCUGACAUAACCGCUCUUGCAAAGCUUAGAAUGAGCUUGAGAGAUCUCAUGUCCAAUUCUCCACUUUGCAAUGGGCCAAAGUUCAUCCUUGGCGUCGAAUCUGUGUAUCGCAGUAUGUGGAGAAGAUACUGCAAAGGGGAUGUCCCUUCACUAAAGCGAAUGAGUAGUGGUAAUCCAGAAAUAAGUGAAAGUAAUUUGGCAGUUAAUCCAACAAAAGGAUCUUUCAGGACAAAUGGGUGUGAUUUAGGACUUUUGCCCCUCUCAAAUAUUCCUUACGAUACAACCACAACCACCCAACUGUCUCAAAACUGAAGAUUUUGGUCAAAAAUAUGUCAGAGUCGGCUUGUGAUCUAUAGUUUAAAGCGGGGCUAGGUUCGAUAAAUCUGAAGCAGCCCGAGCCUGAGUUGUUACAUUGAAGCGAAUCGAUUGGGUAUAGAGGAAGUAAGUGUGGUGCGAUGAAAUUGUGAUUUGGUUUACCUAGUACUAGUAGUCAUGAUUUGUAAAAUAGAAUGAGUGGUAGCCAUUUCUGCCUUUAGGGAGAUUUAGAUAUAUAUAAAUAUAUAGGGAAAGCUAUUUUGACUGAUUUCAGGGCUAAGCUGCCUGGCUCAUAGGGUUCAUUUCACUUCAAUUUUAACAUUUUUUUUUGGCUCUUUUUAAUUAAUUAAAUGACUUAAAAAGUAUUUUUUC